UAAAAAACUCUCACCUCACCCAUUUUGGCCAUAUACAUACCUUAACUUAUCAUUGGCAUUGCUUAUCAACUUCUUUCAUCAUCUUCCUCAAUCUACCAUUUUCAUAUUCAAAACACAACUUCCACCAUUUUUUCCCCAUUUUUUCAAUCUUCAACUUUCCUCCAUAGUCAACUCAACACCCUCAUUUCCAUUUUUCUACGUUUGUGUACGGUAUCAUUUAUUUUACUUUUCAACCUUCAAUUUUUCAUUUUCCCUUAAACCAUCAUUAUUAAAUUAAACCAUAAUUAAUACACAACAAAACCCUAUUUCUAAACCACCCAACUUGUCAUAAAAAUCAAUUAAUUAACCUCAUAACAUCUAAACUUUUUAUCAUCUAGUCCAUAAAAAAAAUACCCCUGAAAAUGAUAUGUAUUUAAUUUAAUCUCUCAAAGUUUUAGAUCCCACUUUCAUGGUUUCAAUUAUCUUAUUCAUUAGUAUUAUAUAAGCAGGCCACCAUAUAUUAUACAUCAAAUAAUUAUUUAUUUUAAUUGUAAGUCAAAUAAAUUUUCUUACUCUUUCCAAAGAAAACACCCAAACACACCCUCGUGAGAAACGAUGCAGUCUCUCUCCUCUCCUUACAGUAGUAGUCGUGCGUUAUUAUAUAGUAGCAGUAGUAGUACCCAACUACCCAAACAGAAUAAUAUAAAAAAGAAUCACUAUUUUUGCGAUCUGGGAAUUUUUUUUAACGAAAAGGGUCGCCGGAAAAUGACUACGGAAAAUCAUCUCCGGCAUGUUCAAUCUUUGCCUGUUUUUCCUUCUGGUGCUGGGAAUAUUCCGCGUUUGAAUGCUGUUAUUCUUGGUGAAGCUUUGGCUUCUGAAGAAAAUGACUUUGUUUUUCCUAGUCCGGAAUUCUCUCGCAAUGCUCAUGUUUCUUCUCCUUCUGAGUAUUCGGACAUGUACAAGAGGUCAGUGGAGGAUCCAUCAGGGUUUUGGGGAGAUAUAGCUUCAGAAUUUUAUUGGAAACAGAAAUGGGGAAAGGAAGUUUGCUCAGAGAAUCUGGAUGUGACAAAAGGAACUGUUAACAUUGAGUGGUUCAAAGGUGGGAUCACCAACAUCUGCUACAAUUGUUUGGAUAGAAAUGUUGAGAAUGGAAAUGGUGAUAAAAUUGCAUUGUAUUGGGAAGGAAAUGAUCUUGGUUUUGAUGACAGUUUGACUUACAGUCAGCUCCUGGAGAAAGUUUGCCAGCUUGCAAAUUACUUGAAAGAUGUUGGGGUUAAGAAGGGUGAUGCUGUUAUCAUCUAUCUGCCUAUGCUCAUGGAACUGCCAAUUGCAAUGCUUGCUUGUGCUCGAAUCGGUGCAAUCCACUCGGUUGUCUUUGCUGGUUUCUCUUCAGAGUCACUUGCUCAAAGAAUUGUAGAUUGCAAGCCAAAGGUUGUCCUUACUUGCAAUGCUGUCAAAAGAGGAGCAAAGGUAAUCGGUCUCAAAGACAUAGUAGAUGCUGCUCUUGCUGAAUCAACUAAGAACGGCGUUUCUGUAGAUGUAUGCCUAACAUAUGAAAACAAGUUAGCCGUUAGUAGAGAGAACACCAAAUGGACGGAAGGAAGAGAUAUCUGGUGGCAGGAUGUUGUUCCAAAGUACCCCAGUACUUGUGAUGUUGAAUGGGUUGAUGCAGAAGAUCCACUAUUUCUGCUUUAUACUAGUGGAAGCACGGGAAAACCCAAGGGUGUCGUUCAUACAACUGGAGGCUACAUGGUAUAUACUGCCACAACAUUUAAGUAUACAUUUGAUUAUAAGCCUUCAGAUGUAUACUGGUGCACUGCUGACUGUGGUUGGAUUACUGGACACAGCUAUGUAACAUAUGGCCCUUUGCUCAAUGGAGCUUCCUGUAUUGUUUUUGAAGGGGCUCCAACCUACCCAGAUGCGGGUCGUUGCUGGGAUAUUGUUGAUAAAUACAAAGUGUCAAUAUUCUACACUGCCCCUACACUGGUCAGAUCUCUCAUGCGUGAGGGUACUGAGCAUGUUACUCGUUACUCACGCAAAUCCUUAAGGGUUUUAGGAAGUGUGGGAGAGCCAAUCAAUCCUAGUGCAUGGAGAUGGUUCUUUAAUGUUGUUGGAGAUUCAAGGUGUCCUAUAUCUGACACUUGGUGGCAGACUGAAACUGGUGGCUUUAUGAUAACCCCUUUACCUGGUGCUUGGGCACAGAAGCCAGGUUCUGCCUCAUAUCCUUUCUUUGGAGUUCAGCCUGUCAUUGUAGACGAGAAGGGCAAAGAGUUAGAAGGUGAAUGUAGCGGGUACUUAUGUAUAAAGCACUCAUGGCCUUCAGCUUUCCGUACUCUAUAUGGUGAUCAUGAAAGAUAUGAAACCACAUAUUUCAAGCCAUUCCCUGGUUAUUAUUUUACUGGGGAUGGCUGUAGCAGGGAUAAAGAUGGUUACUACUGGCUCACUGGAAGAGUGGACGAUGUCAUCAAUGUCAGUGGUCACCGUAUUGGAACUGCUGAAGUGGAAUCUGCCCUAGUUUCACAUCCUCAGUGUGCUGAGGCUGCUGUGGUUGGUGUUGAGCAUGAGGUGAAAGGGCAGGGCAUUUACGCAUUUGUUACUUUGGUUGAGGGUGUUCCCUAUAGUGAAGAGCUUCGCAAAAGCCUUGUCAUGGCUGUCCGUAGUCAGAUUGGAGCAUUUGCUGCCCCAGAUAAGAUUCACUGGGCACCUGGACUCCCCAAAACAAGAAGUGGAAAGAUAAUGAGGAGGAUUUUGAGAAAGAUUGCUUCAAGGCAACUUGAUGAGCUUGGAGACACCAGCACUCUUGCAGAACCAGUUGUUGUAGAACAGCUUAUUGCCCUUGCUGACAAAUAGAACAUUCAAAUUUAGAGUUAUUUCAGUGAAUUUUUAAAUGGUGGCUCCGUUUUGGCGCUUUCUCACAGUAAAAUUCAAAUUCUUUUGGGCUGAAGGUUUAGAAGUUCUUGCUAUCAAUCUGCUUUGCAGAUUAUUGCUGGAUUUGUUGUUGUGAUGCUGUCAUUCUUAUAGCCUUUUGUACCAUAGCCGUUGUUCCAUUAUGAUCUAAUAGGGGAGUGAUUCAAUUUUUUCGGUACACAUUUUUGUGCGGAAAUUUUUUUAUUACCAAUUACAGUUUAGUAAUAAAGCUAGUCCUGUAAGGCUUGCAUCUUUUUUGCAAUUAUUGAGAACGAUUGUAAUUGAUCCUUCUAUGUUUGUGCUGUGAAAUGUGAGGGUAAACAAAUUUCAUCAUUUGAUGAUAUUUACAAUUAUUUUGUUUUUCAGUAUUUAAUUGAUACAAAGUUAUGGAAA
This is a messenger RNA of Chenopodium quinoa (quinoa), 3279 nucleotides long. Its product is annotated as acetyl-coenzyme A synthetase, chloroplastic/glyoxysomal-like. Lineage: Eukaryota; Viridiplantae; Streptophyta; Magnoliopsida; Caryophyllales; Amaranthaceae. The record is from RefSeq and is a predicted model, not a curated record. Gene Ontology annotation, molecular function: AMP binding; acetyl-CoA synthetase activity. The transcript is spliced from 18 exons. The coding region runs from base 595 to 2829 and encodes 744 amino acids.